AUGGACGGAACUUCUCCACAUCCGUCUAGCAAAGUUUUAAGAUCUUUAAACCAAGGGGGCACCAAGGGCUCAGGUCCUCCUACAUUACUAGGGGGCACCAAGGGCUCAGGUCCUCCUACAUUACUAGGGGGCACCAAGGGCUCAGGUCCUCCUACAUUACUAGGGGGCACCAAGGGCUCAGGUCCUCCUACAUUACUAGGGGGCACCAAGGGCUCAGGUCCUCCUACAUUACUAGGGGGCACCAAGGGCUCAGGUCCUCCUACAUUACUUGGGGGCACCAAGGGCUCAGGUCCUCCUACAUUACUAGGGGGCACCAAGGGCUCAGGUCCUCCUACAUUACUAGGGGGCACCAAGGGCUCAGGUCCUCCUACAUUACUUGGGGGCACCAAGGGCUCAGGUCCUCCUACAUUACUAGGGGGCACCAAGGACUCAGGUCCUGACACAUUACUAGGGGGCACCAAGGGCUCAGGUCCUCCUACAUUACUAGGGGGCACCAAGGGCUCAGGUCCUCCUACAUUACUAGGGGGCACCAAGGGCUCAGGUCCUCCUACAUUACUAGGGGGCACCAAGGGCUCAGGUCCUCCUACAUUACUAGGGGGCACCAAGGGCUCAGGUCCUUCUACAUUACUAGGGGGCACCAAGGGCUCAGGUCCUCCUACAUUACUAGGGGGCACCAAGGGCUCAGGUCCUCCUACAUUACUAGGGGGCACCAAGGGCUCAGGUCCUCCUACAUUACUAGGGGGCACCAAGGGCUCAGGUCCUCCUACAUUACUAGGGGGCACCAAGGGCUCAGGUCCUCCUACAUUACUAGGGGGCACCAAGGGCUCAGGUCCUCCUACAUUACUAGGGGGCACCAAGGGCUCAGGUCCUCCUACAUUACUAGGGGGCACCAAGGACUCAGGUCCUGACACAUUACUAGGGGGCACCAAGGGCUCAGGUCCUCCUACAUUACUAGGGGGCACCAAGGGCUCAGGUCCUCCUACAUUACUAGGGGGCACCAAGGGCUCAGGUCCUCCUACAUUACUAGGGGGCACCAAGGGCUCAGGGCCGCCCCUCGCCCCCACCAGGGGGUACGGAUACAAGGAGAGCUAA
This is a messenger RNA of Procambarus clarkii (red swamp crayfish), 1092 nucleotides long. The record is from RefSeq and is a predicted model, not a curated record. Lineage: Eukaryota; Metazoa; Arthropoda; Malacostraca; Decapoda; Cambaridae.